AUGAUGGAGAUGUCUACACUCAGCGAUCUUGGCAACCAUGAAACCGGUUCACAGGGAAAGGACGGUGGGAAAAGCCCAAAUGUCACCCGAUUUUCCACGGCUUCAAUAUCAGUCGGAGGGAUGCAAGUGCCGAUCAGGGGAACCAACAACGUGAAGGAAGAGGCGUUUCAUCCAAUGCCUGGGUAUUCAGGUUACCUGCAGGGGAUCACCAGCGAGAACAAGUUUGGAGGAACGAUAGGGAAGUUAGCAGAACUCCAAGGUGACGCCGCGGACGAUUCGUUGAACAAGUCUGGACCUCAGAGGCGAGGAGAGAAAUUUCAGCUCGGAGCUCUUCCGGGCUAUGCAGGAGCUCUAUCAGCUCAGAUGCAGUGGGCGAGGAAAUUAGAGACGCAGAACUUCAGCUUCUUUCGUAACGCAACGAACAAUAUGUCUCAAGAGGACACUGAGAAUGGCGACGACAAGUACGAUUACUACUCUAUCUUCGACAAGCGUGCCAUAUCAAAGCACGACUUUCACGAGGAGCAGAAGAGGAUGUGUCCCUGGUUUGGGAAAAAGCAUCAUAUCCCUGGCAUGAAAGCUUCAAACCUCGUGGGAGCGACCUACUCCAAGAACACUCUGACAGCCUUUGAAGACGCCGAACAAGUACCGGGGACAAAUGCGGGAUAUGGAGAUGAGCAUGCAAACAACGAGAACGAGUCGGAGCCUCAGAGUCGACCAGUCGAGUCAACGCUUCAACUCUUCCGGACUCGUUUGUGCGGCAACGAAGGAAUCCUCCCUUGCGAUACGGUCCUACAACAAGACAACGCGGUCGGCACUCUAGAGCUCCUGGCGAAAUUGGAGGAUAACAAGGGUUUCAUCCCUUCGUUACAGCUCAAGGCCAUGCUCCUAGAUCUGAACCCGAGCGGCCAAGAGAUGGACAAAGUGAAUAUCUGCAUCGCAGCUCUGGACAAGUCUGGUACAGGAGAGAUUGACUGGGAACGUCUCCGCCGGCUGAUCGACCGGCUCAAGCAAGGAGUUGUCACUUCAGACCAGAUGCCGCUGGGCUCGAAAAGCUUGCCUUACACGGAGUUGCUCGGCAUGGUGCAACCCAAACUUGGAAGAAGCAUGUUCCGAUCUGCCCAGCAAGCAAUGGCGUUCUUCGACAAGAACAGAACAGGAUUUAUCGACCCUGUCCAAUUCCGGAUGCUCCUGGAGCAGCUACGAGUGGACUUGGAAGAGCAAGAGAUCGAGGGUCUUCUGAAGCUCCUCAUUUCAAACUCAAUCGGAAUGGUUGAUGUUUCCAUGCUUGUUCGUGGCUUCUUCGGUCAUAGCGACAGGUCAUCCUCAGCCAUGCUCACGAUGCCUCCCCCCAAGAGCACUGGAGCUGAUGGCGAGGAGUCCUCUCAGGACCAUCCGUCGAGGUUGGACAUGAACGCAAUAGCACAGCAUAUCCGCAAGCAGUGGAAGCAAUCUUACCCGAUGCCAUGCUCUGCUGGUCCUAUCCGCAUCAGCUUCCAUGACAAUGUCACGUCGCACAAGUUGCCAUCAGACGUGCACAUGCUCCCGCUCGCUCGCCCUCGGACGGCCAUGGAACUUCGGCUGGACGAAGAGAUCAACGAUACUCUUGCACACAUUCCAGUCAGGGUCUCCCUCCGACAGCACGGGAACAAUUUUCACAGGUCACAUGCGACCCACUCGAGCAAGACAAGGAGCUACGUGCGGCUUGGGGAUUCCAAGUCAACUCGGUCGAGCAGCAACUUCACCACCACUUACGGCACUGCCUUCGACCUCCUGUCCAACUCGAGCGGUCGAGUCUUCUAG
Molecule: messenger RNA, 1800 nt
Organism: Guillardia theta CCMP2712
Lineage: Eukaryota; Cryptophyceae; Pyrenomonadales; Geminigeraceae
Exons: 33
Coding region: 1-1800 (599 amino acids)
Molecular function (GO): calcium ion binding
Source: RefSeq, a predicted model, not a curated record